AUUCCUUUCUGGGGACUGUUUGCGUGAAAAUGGUUGUGCAGUAGGUGCUUGACAGAUUGUUGGAGAUGCAAUACUGUGCCAUUGCAUGAUGAGUUCCACGAAUGACAAAACGACCGAUUAGCACACCAACACGUGGCAAGUAUGGCGGCAGGCUAUAAUCUUGCUCAGGUAAUUGAGCAACCUGCCAUGCAGAUGAUGCAAGCCCUUUUGUUAUGUCCACACUCGAAGAUGAGCAUCUGGGUCCAGGAAUUUCACGCUAGCUGCUAUCAUCAGUGUGGUAUGGAACACCUUCCCCAUCCACUCUGCUACUACAACUUCAAGGCCGCAGAUUUUCCAUACCCAAAGCAGUUUGUUUGUGUACUCACAACUAGAAAGUGAAUAGAGUGGUGUUCUUGCAACUGGGGAAUGUCAGGAUCAUUCAGUUGAGGCAGACGGGAUGGAUCAUGAGGGUGGGCAUGCUUAAUAUGUGCGCGCUUGGGUUCAUGGAAUCGACCAAGGUGCAUUGUAAGGACCGCAGCUGACGAAUUGUGAUCUGCUUUAUCUUUGAAUGGCCCAGAAUGUUCGCAUUAUAAUAUCCGACAUUAUUGGAGCAGGAGUUGUAUGAGCGGUGUUGCCGUCUAAUAAACUGAUAUGGUUGCUACCCUGCUCUACUGCAGCGGUAUUUACAAUCCCAUAUAACAUGUUUGGGUUUAUUACAUGACAGCAGGAAGCGAUGCCGACGUCAGGAGGCCCCAGAGUGAGGGAGUGCAUCAAGGAGACACUGAAAGUGCGAGGAGAAGGCCGAGGUGGCGAGGUUGAUGGCGGUUGCGUUGACGGAGGCGUAUAAUUUUGACAGUUAGAGCUAUCAGGCGCUGAAGCCUAUUAUUGAGAUGAGACAGGCGGCUGGGGCCGUCAGUAUAGAUUGGAUCGAGGUCUCGGCCAAGAUUUGCACCAGAGUGAUGCUGCUAGCUUGUAUUUGGACUCUGGACCAGGUGCGCGCACUGGUUGAUGAUUGUGCCAUGACCAGGACACGUGGGGUGUGUAUGAGGUUCUCUGUAAGGUUGGACUGGCGGAUAUUUCCGAGUACGUUAGAGCUACGACGCCAGAAGUACUGGUGGUUGAAUCAUGGAGCAGAGAUACGUUGGCUGAAAAGUUGAUACAGUCCAAAGGUGAGUCGAUUCAUGAACAUGUACCUCCUUACCAUACUCCAUAGAUUAAAAUUUUUCCCUCCAGCGGUUUGAGUGAGGAGUUGAGUACAACAAGGGUGUUGGCGACCUGUAGCUGAUACAGGAGACCUGGAUAUGAAUUGCGAUCUCACCUACCCAAUAUCCUAUUCGGUAUUGAUGGUGUUAGCCAAGAGUAUACGGAUAUCACCGUAGCAAGACGCAUCCCGUUUCCCCCCACGAACAACAUGCGCCGAGGGCAAAAAGUGUCGAGAUGGGUGAGCUUUUAGCACACGUCUCUUCUACGCUCAAAGACAACGAUCCGAUGUUGUUUCCCACGAUUCUGCCCAGCAAUGAAUUAUCGUCUUUCCAUCAUAUGUUUGUGGGUCUCCAGGAUGGCUAGUCCUCAUAUCAAUCGUCCAUCUCGCUGUAGUCAUAUAAGUCUUACUAGCUGCAACUCAACCGAGUAUAAGUUAGCAGCGCCGAUAUCGACUUUUCACGUCUGAGAAAUUGUCGUGAGAACACUAGUAAUGCGACUCCUGGCCAAAGCCUCGCUCGGAAGAAGAGUGUCGCCAGUGUAUGUGUGACACCGUCAAAUACACAUACACAAUGACAAGGCAUCAUGCCGUUUUACUUGUAGGGCUGACAGAAUUCGUGGGGUUUAAUUGGGCGAG
Molecule: messenger RNA, 1816 nt
Organism: Pseudomassariella vexata
Lineage: Eukaryota; Fungi; Ascomycota; Sordariomycetes; Amphisphaeriales; Pseudomassariaceae
Exons: 1
Coding region: 870-1136 (88 amino acids)
Source: RefSeq, a predicted model, not a curated record